CAAGUACAUGAAUGGGAGUGCGCAGUCUGGACAUCGAGUGUAAAACCGGAGCUUCUCUGUAAACGUCAAGAUUUUGGAUCUUUCUUGAGAAUGACCAUCGCAGAUUUCUCAAUCGAAUACGAUGCAAACAAUCCGCAGAACGUCUUCACAAACGGCGACACCCUCAGAGGAAGAAUCGUCGUGGAGGUGUUGAAAGAAACGCAAAUCAAAUCGCUGACUUUGGUCGCAAAGGGAAAAGGAGAAGCCCAUUCGACGGCUGAGGACAGCAGUUUUAGUGUUUAUGAGAAAUAUUACACCGUUAGACAGCAAAUCUUGGAGGAAGCAAGACAAGAUGCUGAAACUUUUCCGGGUACCAAAGUUAUCGCUCAAGGAAGACACAUAUUUCAUUUUUCCUUCAAGAUUCCUGACAGGGAAAUGCCAUCGUCAUUCAAAUGCACUUUAUGUAAAAUUGUUCACAAACUGAAGGCCGAGCUUAAACAACCGAUGAGGUUGCUGAAAAAAACGGAAACCUCCUUCAAAUUUGUCUCGAAACCAGCGGUGGACAUUCCGGGACUUAUGGUGCCUCGGCAUGCCUGCAAGAAGACAAGUGUGAAAUUCUUCGGCUCUGGGACAGUUACGAUGGACGUUUACACCGACAGACUGGGAUACAAGCAAGGGGAAACGCUCCGCGUGCGAGCUGAAGUUCAAAACCAUUCAAGUCGUUCAGUGACGCCAGUAUUAAAGUUCUACCUGAAGGAGAAUUCUUUUGGAAACGGUCUGCAAAGUAUAGUUGUGAAAAAGAUCCUUCAGAUGGAGGCCGCGGCCGUUGCGUCCGGUGGCACGGACGCGGUGAUGAAGGAGAUCCCCGUUCCCAGACGACUGCCGCCCUCCAUGUUGAACUGCUGCAUCUUCAGGCUGGAGUACGAGCUGAAGGUGCACGUUGACAUCAAAUACAACAUCGACGAGGGCGUCACGAUCCCAGUUGUGGUCCUUCCUGACUUUCGGCGACAGCCAAGUUCUGCGGCAUUUCAACCCGAAACAUCCGAGAUCGCCAACCGCCCGAGCUGGAGCGACGCACCUCGACAACAAGCGACACCCCAACAUUUGGACGCGCCCCCUUCCUAUGAAACAUUGUACCCCUCUUAAGUGUGAAUUUAAUGCAAGUGGACUGUUUAAAAAUAAUAAUAAGAUGGAUGGCAAUAACAGUUGCCAGAGGGCAGCAAAUAAAAAUGUUGACGUUGUUAGCGCAGAAAUAUCAACUCGGGAGAUCAAUUUUGUACAUUAUUUAAUACCUGUAAUUUUGGACAAAAGCAUGCCGAGAAAUAUACUUGUUAUUGUCCGAGAUUUAGAAAAAAUAAAAUGCAUAAUAA
Syngnathoides biaculeatus (alligator pipefish) is the source of this 1349-nucleotide messenger RNA. RefSeq names its product arrestin domain-containing protein 3-like. Bases 91 to 1125 code for a protein of 344 amino acids. Gene Ontology annotation, biological process: protein transport. The record is from RefSeq and is a predicted model, not a curated record. NCBI's taxonomy places the organism in Eukaryota, Metazoa, Chordata, Actinopteri, Syngnathiformes, Syngnathidae. Gene Ontology annotation, cellular component: cytoplasm; plasma membrane. The transcript has 6 exons.